AUGUCGGAGGUCGAGAAGACGCGCAAGCAACUGAAGAUCAAAGCCGGCGUGGCCAAGCGGCUGAUGAAGGAGGUCGGGAUGUACCGCAAAGAGGUCGAGCAGAACCAGAUCAGGCUCGAGAAGCUGCGCGCCGAUGGCGCGGAGGAGUGGGACGUCAAGAACGCCGGUCUCCUCGUCGCCGAGUCGGAGAAGAUGGUGACCGACUCGUCCGAGAGGAUGGCGCGUGCGGUCGGGGAACUGCGCGACCUUGUGGUUCUCGCGAAGAAGCACCCGGAGCUUUCGAGCGAUGAAGAGUAUCUCAAAGCCGAAGAAGCUCUGGAGGAAGCAGCGCUUUGA
This is a messenger RNA of Peniophora sp. CBMAI 1063, 336 nucleotides long. The record is from the annotation of a GenBank genome assembly. NCBI's taxonomy places the organism in Eukaryota, Fungi, Basidiomycota, Agaricomycetes, Russulales, Peniophoraceae.